Messenger RNA from Durio zibethinus, 1372 nucleotides. RefSeq lists its product as uncharacterized. The record is from RefSeq and is a predicted model, not a curated record. NCBI's taxonomy places the organism in Eukaryota, Viridiplantae, Streptophyta, Magnoliopsida, Malvales, Malvaceae.
CCAAACGUGUCAGUGACUCCGAUCGAACUGCACCGAGUUAAGACAAACUCACUUGUUGUAUCCUAAACGGAAGAUGCUUCAGAAUAUACCGUUUUGAACCCAAUCCUCGACUUGAAAGCCCCGUACGGAUUAAGUCUCCCCCACCUCCAUUUCCUUUAUAAACCUCUUCUCCUCCGUUUUCUCCCCUGCAAGCAAUUUAAAAUCUCUUUUUUGAUAAAGAUUCCCUCUCAAAACAAACACAUCUCCAACUGGAUAAAACCUUUGUAAAAGUCAAACAAUCAUGAGUUCUUCUUCUUCAUCUUGUACCCUCUCUGAAUCAGAUCAAGAACAUGUCUUUGAGAAGCUCGAGGUCUUCAAGGUUAAAGGCAGAGACAAACGCGGCCGUAAGGUUCUUCUCAUCAUCGGCAAGCACUUUCCUGCUCGGAUGGUUAGCAAUGAGGUUCUGAAGAAGUACUUGGAGGAGAAGAUUUACCCCAAAUUAGGGUCAAAGCCGUUCUCGGUGGUGUAUGUGCACACCGAUGUUCAAAGGAGUGAAAAUUUCCCUGGAAUCUCAGCCCUUCGAUCAAUCUAUGAUGCUAUUCCGAUCAACGUCAAGGACAAUCUCGAGGCUGUUUAUUUCUUGCAUCCUGGUUUACAGGCCAGACUGUUCCUUGCCACCUUCGGCCGUCUGCUUUUCAAUGGAGGGUUGUACUCGAAGCUUAUAUACGUGAGCAGGCUGGAGUUUCUGUGGGACCAUGUGAGGAGGAUGGAGAUGGAAAUACCAGAAUUCGUGCAUGAUCAUGAUGAGGAGCUGGAGUACCGUCCUAUGAUGGACUAUGGAUUAGAGAGCGACCACCCAAGAUUUUACACUGCGCCGUUAGUGGAUCCCAUUCAGAUGUACUCUAUGAGGUGCAUAGCUUAAGCUUAGUGGCUGUGGAAUGUGGAUAGUGGAAGUGGAACUGUAGUAGAUUGUAGAUUGUAGGUGAGUUAUGAGGGCAAAGGUCGCUUGCUUUUGAUAAAGGAGCGUUUAGUAGUUUUGUUCAUAUUGUACAAAGGGAAAGUUUGAAAUGGAACCUUUCGGACUUAUUGGGUGAACCACAAUCUAUUAUUGAUUGGGCCACUGAGUGUAAGCUUAAAUUAAAGCCUAUAACAUAUUAACCCCAGCUCAAGAGCCCAAAAAAUUGGUCAACGGGCUUUGGCUGAGGUCUAACACUUUACCCCACCACGAGCUGUUGUUUGCAAGUAAACUGAAGGAGGAAUUUUAUUUUGCUAGAGAAAGAUAAAGUGAGAAAAAGGAGCCCAACAUGGCCAAAGGUAUAAGAAUCAAGGAGUUAAAGCGGAAAAAGAUGGAAGAGAAGAGUGGUUUGGAUUGCACCAGUUGACCGUUAAUCUA